AUGCUGGUGAAAUGAAAAACGAGAAGCAUGAAAGCGUCCUUUACACCAGAUCAGCUGUUUAUAUAAACACAAUGUUAUCUUCAUGAAGCAACUUUCUUUAUCAAGAGAACCAUUAUUUCUGUCUUUUUAUUUUUUGUAGCCACUGUUACAUCACGACAGAGAAGUGACGAGCACUUUUGGUGUCAUCAUUAGGGUAGUUCUCUCACACGUGAUUGUCGUCCUGAGACUAAAUAGCGAAAUUGUAGAGAAGAUUUUUGAUAGAUAGUCCAAACAGAUACUGAAAUUCUGAGUCAAUCCAUGAUGAACACUAUACGCUUCGUAAUAGGUCGACAUCUUCCAGUAACUAAUAACAUGAAACAACUGAAAUAUUUGUCUACAAAAGCAGCAUCACAACCCUUGUCAGAAUCUGUGACUGCACCAAAGACAGCAAUCCUUAUGCUGAACAUGGGUGGUCCCAAGACAACAGAUGAAGUCCAUGAAUAUUUGCUUAGAAUAAUGACAGAUAGAGAUAUGAUUCAACUGCCUGUACAAGGAACAUUAGGUCCAUACAUUGCCAAAAGAAGAACGCCUGAAGUGCAGAAGAAAUACACUGAAAUAGGUGGUGGCUCUCCAAUUCUAAAAUGGACAGAUCUGCAGGGAAAUUUAUUAUGUAAGAAACUUGAUCGUGUGUCACCAGAAACUGCUCCGCACAAACAUUAUAUUGCCUUCCGAUAUGCUAACCCUCUCACAGAAGAAACUCUGGAAAAAAUAGAAAAUGACCAAGUGGAACGUGUUGUCAUAUUCUCCCAGUAUCCACAAUACAGCUGUGCUACAACAGGCUCCAGCUUCAAUGCCAUUUACAAAUACUUUAAAGGAAGACCAUUAAGGAAAGGCUGUCAAUGGAGUGUGAUAGAUCGCUGGCCAACUCAUCCACUGUUAGUUAAGACAGUUGCUGAAAGAAUUCGCACCGAGUUACGAGAAUUUUCUCCUGAUGAACAAAAAAAUGUGAUGAUUUUAUUUUCAGCACAUUCACUUCCACUUAAGGCUGUGAACCGCGGAGAUCCAUAUCCAUCAGAAGUUGGUGCAACUGUACAAGCUGUUAUGAAUGAACUGGGUUACUGCAACCCUUUUAAUUUGGUAUGGCAGUCCAAAGUUGGACCAUUGCCAUGGCUUGCGCCAUUUACUGAUGACGCUCUAAAAGGAUAUGUGAAACAGGGAAGGAAGAAUUUCAUUCUUGUUCCCAUUGCUUUUGUGAAUGAACACAUUGAGACUCUUCAUGAAAUGGAUAUUGAGUAUUGCAAAGACCUAGGAAAAGAGCUUGGAAAUGUGACAAUACGCCGUGCUGCUGCGCCAAAUGACCAUCCACUUUUCAUUGAAGCACUUGCAGAUAUUGUUUUGACACAUCUAAAACGUGGCCAGACAGUUUCACCAAAAUUUUUGACACGGUGUCCACAUUGUGUUAACAUUAACUGUGAAAAAACUAAAUCAUGGUUUCAGGAAAUCUGUAACAAUUAUUGACAUUGAGUGGACUGUCAGUGACUCAAGUCAUCAUUUUGUUUUAGAAGUAUAUGCGAUGAUCAUCAUCUAACAAAACAGUCAACAAAUUGCCCAAUUUACUUUAUUUUUAUUUAUACUGAUACGUUAAAGUAUCCCAUUUUUCCUCAUGGGCUACUGUUUGGUGUAAUUUGUAAGUUGAUGAUAAUUGUUUGCUGUGACUUCUAUUGUGUGGUCUGCAUUGUCAUGAUAGUAACUGGAAUUACUUCAGAAAGACUAUUAAAGAAGUUAUAUUUGUUUA
Schistocerca piceifrons (Central American locust) is the source of this 1774-nucleotide messenger RNA. It is a transcript of the gene FeCH, whose product is annotated as ferrochelatase, mitochondrial. Gene Ontology annotation, biological process: heme biosynthetic process. NCBI's taxonomy places the organism in Eukaryota, Metazoa, Arthropoda, Insecta, Orthoptera, Acrididae. The record is from RefSeq and is a predicted model, not a curated record. Bases 298 to 1497 code for a protein of 399 amino acids. Gene Ontology annotation, molecular function: protoporphyrin ferrochelatase activity. The transcript is spliced from 9 exons.